Molecule: messenger RNA, 3937 nt
Organism: Pararge aegeria (speckled wood butterfly)
Lineage: Eukaryota; Metazoa; Arthropoda; Insecta; Lepidoptera; Nymphalidae
Product: roundabout homolog 2-like
Exons: 11
Coding region: 126-3815 (1229 amino acids)
Biological process (GO): axon guidance; cell-cell adhesion
Cellular component (GO): axon; plasma membrane
Molecular function (GO): protein binding
Source: RefSeq, a predicted model, not a curated record
UGCAAUUGGACUUGUUUGUUGCAAUUGUUGGAAUUCUGAGAUGGUAGAGCUAAAACAUGGUUAGAAGUAUUUCGCGAAGAUACCAACAAUUAGGAAGAUCAAAUAUGUGGGAGUGAAUAGCCAAUAUGGAUUUGUUAGCUGCAGUGACUGCUCUCCUAGGACUUAUUUGUUUUGGUUCUGUGGAUGGAGGCCUCAGCGAUGACUAUAUGAGUAGUGGAGAAGCGCCGUACAUAAUCGAACAACCUAUAGAUGUGACGGUUGCUCGACACCAGCCUGCAACCUUGAACUGUCGAGCUGGUGGAUCCCCGGCGCCAACAAUAAAAUGGUACAAAAGCGGUGUUCUUGUUGUCUCUGAUACGCAUAGAAGCCUCCUUCCAGCGGGAGGACUAUUUUUCUUAAGAGCAACCCAUGGAAGGGCACAUUCUGAUGCAGGAGUGUAUUGGUGUGAGGCCACAAAUCCAUAUGGCACUGCUAGAAGUCGUAAUGCAACUUUGCACGUCGCUGUUCUUCGUGAAGAAUUCCGAUUAGAACCAGUGACAACGCAGACAGCGCAAGGAGAGACAGUCAUACUAGAAUGUUCUCCACCAAGAGGCUCCCCUGAACCGACAGUGUAUUGGAAAAAGAAUAGUCAAAUCUUACAUUUUGAUGGUGACUCCAGAAUGCAUUUAGUGGAUGGUGGAAGUCUCGUAAUACAAGACGCAAGGCAAACUGACGCUGGUAGAUAUCAAUGCAUUGCUAGGAAUGCGGCUGGCACUAGAGACUCCGCUAUUGCUACGCUCAGAAUACACAUCAAGCCAUAUUUAAUCGCUGGUCCAGAAGAUAUCGUUGCACAAACCGGAGGGAGUGUUACCUUCGAAUGCAGAGUGGGCGGCGAUCCCCUCCCCGAUGUGUUAUGGCGGAGGACAGCCGGCGGUGGUAACAUGCCACUCGGCCGUGUCAAAGUCCUUGACGACAGGAGCCUCAGGCUUGACAAUGUUGUUCUAAGUGACGAGGGAGAAUAUACGUGUGAAGCUGACAACGCAGUCGGUGCAGUGACUGCGAGUGGAUACUUGACCGUUUACGAUCCGCCAACGGUAACAUUGAAACCAAAUUCAGUCAUCGUAGAAAGUGGUAUUGCAGCCAUUUAUACUUGCACUUCCUCAGGGAAACCCGAACCGACAAUGUUCUGGAGUUUAGAAGGCAAUAGAACCAUUAUGUUACCUGGUACAUCCAAAGGCAAAUAUCAUGCAUCAGCAUUAAUUGAUGGCGUAACUGUUUUAACGAUUAACGCUACAAAUAAAAAUGAUAGCAGCCACACAAUAGUUUGUUCAGCAGUUAACUUUGCUGGCAGUUCGUUUAUUAGAGGAAAACUUACCGUGACGUCAGACGAUGACCGCCCACCUCCAAUAAUAACAAACGGUCCCUCUAACCAAACGUUACCUAUAAAAUCGAUGGCUGUUUUCCCCUGUACGGCCAGCGGCACACCUGAACCAAUCAUUGCGUGGUAUUUUGAAGGGGAAGCAUUAAUACAAAAUCAAAGAAGAAAUAUCUCUACUGACGGAACACUCAUAUUAAGAGACUUGGACAAAGAUGACAGUGGUACCUAUACUUGUGUCGCUUCUUCCCAACAUGGAAAAUAUGUCUGGAGCGGGGUUUUGGCAGUUGAUACUCCAACAAAUCCGAAUAUUCAUUUCUUUAGAGCAGCUGAUACUUCUGCUUUACCAGGACCGCCGACAAAACCACAAAUUUAUAAUAUCACUCAAACUAGUGUUACUAUAACAUGGAACCAAAAUAACAAAAUUGGUUCUUCUUCUAUCAUUGGAUAUCAAGUAGAAAUGUUUUCCAGAGAGACUCUCUCAGGAAAUAACACCCCUCGAAACUCUCGAGGAUGGGUAGUUGUAUCUAAACGAGUUCAUCAGACACACUUUAUAGUAAAAUCAUUAAUUCCUGGGAUAACUUAUAUGUUUAUUGUAAGAGCUGAAAACUCCCACGGUCUAUCUGGACCGAGUCCAGCUUCAGAUGCUGUAACGGUUGGUGAGGAUAAUAAUUCGUUAUGGGAGGGAGGAAUAUUUUCAAAUAAUACAGAGUACAGAAAAAAUAUAAUGACAGAUAAUAUUGUUGAACUUAUUGAAGCAACGCCCAUCGACUCUAAAACAAUAAAACUUAUGUGGGAAAUACUUAAUUUUUACUAUCUCGAAGGACUUUUUAUUUACUUUAGACCAUUGGACAACCAAACAAUUGAGUAUGAAAUGAAAACGAUUCUGCAUUCCAACGAUGUUUCCGGCUAUGAAAUAACAUCCCUCAGAAAGUACACGAGAUAUGAAUUCUUUCUUGUACCCUUUUAUAAGAAGUUUGAAGGAAAACCAUCGAACUCUAGAGUGGCGCAAACACUGGAUGAUGUUCCUGAUGGGCCACCAACGAAUAUUGAAAUGUAUAUUUAUAAUUCAACAACGGUACAUCUUAAAUGGCACCAUCCAGAACCUAAUUUACAGAAUGGAGCUAUCGUAGGAUAUAAUGUUGUCUUGAAUUGGUUAGAUAUACCAGCUAACAAAUCUAUGGUAGCUAUAAAUACGACUGUUCAUCAAGCUACUAGCCUAAUUAUGACAAACUUAACGUCAGGAGUUAGUUAUUCAGUGCAAAUUGCAGCAGAAACAAUAGUUGGCUUAGGACCCUUUAGCCAAAAAGUCUACUUGAAUAUUGAUUCUCGAUCAGUGGGAUUAGACCCAUUAUCAAGAUAUCCUAGUAAUGGAGAAGUCUCAAUUGUUGCUGGAGAUUUUGUAAUGGAAACAUGGUUUUACCUAUUAAUUGGUGCCAUUGUUUUAUUCAAAAUCAUUAUAAUCGGUGGCAUUAUUUACAUUCGAAGACACAACAUUUUUGCGAAAAAGUCGGCUCUUCCCAAUAUCUACGAUUCUAAUGGUACUAGUUUGGUUACUCAGAUGAAUAUUAAAGCAGCUGUUUCUUUAUCACAUCCACUCAGUAGUUGUUACAAUAAAAAUACAGUUACAAAAACUGAGUCACUUUUAUGGAUGGAAAAUCAGCCUGGACUGUGUAUGUCUGCCAAUCAAACAAGUCAAUGCAAAGAAAAAACCAAUUCCGAAUACGAUAAAGUGACCCAACAACUGCCUGAAUAUGCCGAAGUAACAACUUCCAGAGUAAAUGGAAAUGAGUGGAAUACGAGCAAAACAGCAACGUCCCCAGCUGCCUAUGCUUCGGUUACACUAGUGGCCAACACUCGACAGUGCGUCAGUUCCUUGGGUUGGUUUCCACCGGGUAGCAAGAACGUUGACAGUUACGAAAGCCGCUACGCACCAGACGAAGAACUCUACCCAGCAAGCAAUGGGGGAUAUUAUAAUAGAAAUGUUUAUAGUGAAAAAUAUUUUCAAGGCCACCCUAAUGUCCUUAAGUUUUAUGAUCUGCCUUCCUUAGAUAAGACACAAAAGGCACAAAUCAGAUACAAUCAAAGCUUAGAUGAGCGUAAGCCUGAUAAAAAGGUUAUCACAGAUGCAACACAAUCUCUCAUAGGGAGAAGUUAUGGUGGCAACUCUAGAAAAAAUUCUGAAUCUGAAACUACGUAUAGAGCAUUUGGUGAAGAUGAGUCUGAAGAUGAGAAUUACGGUGAUGAUUGUGGUUAUGAUGAGUUACAAGCGAUGCAGCCCCAAAGACCGAGGCCUAAACACCAAUAUGAAAGGCCUAACUUUGACAACGACGCUACUCGAACGUUAGCACGCCUGACUUCUUUUAGACAUGGGCAGAAUGUUCUUAAUGCUACUCAAGCUUCUCAUGUCACUCACUCUCCUGCCGUGCCUCAUCCACGAAUUGACUCAGUGACUCGGUAGUAUCACGCCUUGCCGGUUUUCGGCGACUUGUGCCAAACGGACGUAUAGACCGAUGUUUUUCUAAAGUGCACUACCAAAUAGUGACUUCGUUAUAACGACUGUUCUUCCGCACCUUUUAAAGA